AUGGAUGUUAAGAUCGGCUCCAAAAGAUCUCACGCACCUGAAAGCAGCUCCAGCAAGAAAUUCUGCUCCUUCUGGCUUGUGAAAAAGAACAGAUUUUGUUUAACAGUUCCUUCAGUAGAUUCAGAUUUUUGUCCAUCGCACGUUGAUAAAAAAGUUUCCGACUUCCAGAAUACUUUGGAAAAUUCGCAGAACUUUCCAGUUGUUAAUAACAUUAACAAUAACAACAACAGCAAUAAAGAUGACACCACAACAACUGCAACGUGCCAGUUUUGGCUUAAAAAAAAAAAUAGAUUUUGCAAAGCAAUGCCAAAAAAUAAUUUGCAAUAUUGUGUGGAGCAUGCGGUCCAUUUGAAUAUUCAAUUUAACAGAGUCAGGAUUCCAUGCCCUUAUGAUUCAAAUCAUUCGUGUUACGAAGAUCAACUUGAAUCUCACAAGAAAAAAUGCAAUAGUCGACCAUCGCUCAGGCCUCUUUUCUAUGAAAAAGGAAUCAAUAUAGGUGAUGAUGAAAUUGUGAAUGAUUUGAAGACUUCCAUCAAAGAUAUGAAUGUAGAUGAUUUGAAUCUUCUCAUAUCAAGGGUCACCCAACUUUUCGAUGGUACUGUUCAUUUUCUAACAAUCCUUAUUAAAUGUCAUGAAGUUUUCAGUGAAUCACUCAAUGAUCCAAACAAUGGCAACAAUGCCCUGAAGCACCUCAAACAAUUGUCUUCGUUGGUCGGACACAUGAAUGACAACAAUCUGCUUGGUGCACACACGACUUACAUUGAAUUUGGCGCUGGGAAAGGUGGAUUGUCUCAUUGGGUUCAACUGUCGAACAAAAGUGAUGAUUGUAGAUACAUUUUGCUGGACAGGAGCAGUGUCAGAUACAAGGCUAGACGAGCUGAUCAAGGACCUACCUUUGAAAGGAUCAAAAUUGAUAUUGAAGACUUGGCAUUGGGAAAGGUGCCUCAACUACAAGGAUCGACUCACAACAUUGUUGGCAUUGGAAAGCAUCUCUGUGGUAGAGCAACAGAUUUCAUGCUGAGAUGUCUGGUCAAUUCAGUUGCUUCCAUUAAAACGUUUAAUUUAUUUCAUCACCUCACUGAUGGAGAUAUUUAUAAAGUAUUAAUUGAUAUUGGAUUUUCAGUAAAGCUAAGUGGUAUCGUGCUGGCCCUCUGUUGCCACCACAGAUGCGACUGGAACUCAUACGUUGGCAAAGAAUGGUUUGCUGAGCACCGACUCGAUCACAACCACUUUCAAAUGCUUGUCAAAAUGUCUGCUUGGGCUACUUGUGGCACGAAGCAUGUUUUAAGUUAG
Molecule: messenger RNA, 1293 nt
Organism: Helobdella robusta
Lineage: Eukaryota; Metazoa; Annelida; Clitellata; Rhynchobdellida; Glossiphoniidae
Exons: 12
Coding region: 1-1293 (430 amino acids)
Biological process (GO): tRNA methylation
Source: RefSeq, a predicted model, not a curated record